Prunus armeniaca (apricot) is the source of this 189-nucleotide messenger RNA. NCBI's taxonomy places the organism in Eukaryota, Viridiplantae, Streptophyta, Magnoliopsida, Rosales, Rosaceae. The record is from the annotation of a GenBank genome assembly.
AUGGUUUUAAAUGACAAUGAGUGGCUGAUUGAUAAUGGAGCCACCUGCCAUAUCUAUGGUGAUAAGAAUGCAUUUCUUACUUACCAAGAGAUACAUGGUGGUGAGCAACUAUUUAUGGAAAACACCUCUGCAUCUGCUGUUGUUGGAAAGGGAAAAGUGCUUAUGAAAAUCACCUCUGGAAGGAACUAA